This is a messenger RNA of Andrographis paniculata, 690 nucleotides long. Its product is annotated as CASP-like protein 2C1. NCBI's taxonomy places the organism in Eukaryota, Viridiplantae, Streptophyta, Magnoliopsida, Lamiales, Acanthaceae. The coding region runs from base 30 to 581 and encodes 183 amino acids. The transcript has 3 exons. The record is from RefSeq and is a predicted model, not a curated record.
GAGAAUAUAUAUAUAGAUAUAUAUAUGAUAUGGUGGUGAUGGAGGUUUUGAAGGUGGAGAGUAUUCUGAGGGUAUUUGCAGCAAUAGUGUUUGUAAUAACAGCCUGUUUAGUUGGAUUUGAUCGUCAGACAAAACUGCUAUUUGGUGUUCUCACCAGGACAGCUACUUUCAGAGAUUUGAAUGCUUUGUACGCUGUAGUUUGGAUCGACAGUGUUGCAGCAGCUUAUAAUGUAAUGCAGGUGUUGAGGAGUUACCUGUUGCCAGUUUCCAUGGAGUCGCCUUCUUACACUCACAGAUACUUUGCUUGGGGAAUUUACUUUCUUGACCAGAUAAUAGCAUAUAUAGUAUUUGCGGGCAACACCGCCGCGAUGCAAGGGUCGAUGCUAGCGGUGACCGGUGAGAAAAGCUUUGGAUGGAUGAAAGUUUGCGAUAAAUUCACGAGGUUUUGUGCCCAGAUCGGUGGAGGUUUAUUUUGCGGCUACAUUGCCGCGGCUACUAUGGCCGUUAUUUCUUCAAUCUCCGCUUAUUCUUUGUUUAGGAUUUAUUCUUCGAAGUAUUUACUUGUGCUGAAGCCCAAGUGAUUUUCGUAUUGAACUAUCGGAUUGUGUUUAUUUUGAAAGUUGCAAAAAACCAAUUUUUAGUAAUUCAAAUCAUUGUUUAUAUUAUGUUAAGAAUUUGAUUACUUGUAUG